Messenger RNA from Calliphora vicina (urban bluebottle blowfly), 1563 nucleotides. It is a transcript of the gene vls, whose product is annotated as valois. The transcript is spliced from 5 exons. The coding region runs from base 36 to 1139 and encodes 367 amino acids. Gene Ontology annotation, molecular function: protein binding. Lineage: Eukaryota; Metazoa; Arthropoda; Insecta; Diptera; Calliphoridae. The record is from RefSeq and is a predicted model, not a curated record. Gene Ontology annotation, cellular component: methylosome. Gene Ontology annotation, biological process: oocyte axis specification.
AUUUAGUUCAAUAUUAAUAAAAACAAUUUGACAAAAUGAUUCCUUUAAUAUAUGGUACAAUUUAUAAAACACCCGAUGACUAUAAUCCGCCAGAAGAAACUAACCUGGCCGACAAUACCAACUAUCCAAACUUAAAUUCACGCGACUACGCUAAGCGUCCUCUAAAUCACAAUGUGCGAAUGCAUGAGGCCUGGGAAUGCAUUAGUAUAAGCACAAAGGAUGUGGAAGAAAAGGGCAAUGUGGCUAUUGCCACCAACAAAUUAAGUGGACGUAAUUGGUUAGGUACAUUGUGGGCCUUUGAAAAGAGUGAUAUUAAGAAUGAUAAAAACUCAAUAGAUAUGUCCACAGCUUGCUAUAAGUUGGAGUGUCCAGCCGUAAUAAACUGUAUCGAAUUUGUGGAACCAAAUAUUUUGCUGUUAGCAUUGAACUCGGGGAAACUUCAAGUUUGGUCAACCCAAUCUGAAGUGCGUAGUCCGAAAAAUCCUUACUGUCCCUUUUUGAUUGGUGAAAAAUGUGAACAUAUGAAACCCAUUACCUGUUUAUCGGGCUUUAAAACAAACGACUAUAAGGCGGUAACUGGCAGUAAAGAUGGUGCUUUAAAGAUCUGGGAUAUGGGUAAAGCUGACUUAUUUUCCCAACAAAGUUAUCGCUAUGCUCAUACGGAUUCAAUAACAGGCUUGACUUCAUCUCCCACAAAUGAUGCUAUAUUUACAACCUGUUCUUUGGACAAAUCAUGCCUGCUAUGGGAUGAUCGUGAAACCAGACCGGCAAUUGCGCUAUUCUGCGAACAUAAUGUGCGUUUUAAAACCGUAAGUUGGGCUUUAGAUCCUGUGGAAAAUUGUGUUUAUUUAGGCGAUGAAUCCGGUAAUGUGCUGACGGUUGAUACGCGUAAACCUAAAGAGUUAUUAAAUAAAACACAAUACUUUGAUCGCCCUAUAAGAAAAAUUUCACCAAACGGAGAUAAUUUAGCGGUGACGGCCGAUUCAAAUUGCAUUAAAGUUUCCAAGGCAUCUACACAUGAAAUAUUCUAUGAAAAUGAUUACAGCCAGAAUUUCAUACGAGACUGUGCUUGGCUAACGCCUGCCGAGUUACUAACGGUUGGGUUUGAGGGAAAAUUGCGGGGUCAUGAAAUAAAUUAAUUAAGUCUAUAUCAUAUUAUAAAAUGCAAUACAACAUACUUAUUAAAAACACUCUAGUAAUAAAUAAUGGAUAUUACAGAGCCUAGAACCAUAGCAUUUGUGAUAAUAAAAUAAAGCAAAUAGGCUGGAGAGUAAUUUAUAUUAAGAAGGGUCUUCAGGAAGUCGAGUAUUUGCAAAAUUUAUCAGAAGGUAUUUCUUCUUGUUUUAUAAUUUCUUCAUUACAUAGUUAAACAUUUAACUUGAUUUAUAAUACUUUUAAUAUGAAUUAAAUACAUAUAAAUAAUAAGUACAAUUAGUAAUCCGUCAAUUUGAUGAAAAGGGUAUUUGAUCAUUUACAAGAAAUAUUCAAUACCGUGAAUUUUUUUAAUUUUUUAAAUACAUUUUUAUAUAUAUUUUUUUUAAAUAAAUAUAAAUUAAAGUACUA